AUGUUUGAAUUUCAUCAACCAUUAUUGGUACGAUUAAUCAAUACACCAAGAAAUAAAUAUGUUGUCUAUAUGUUUUUACAUGUACCAAGACAUUGGCUUAGUAUUUGUUAUCAAAUUUUUAUGAUGAUGUUGAUAACGGUUUGUAUUCUGGUCACAAUGUUUAUGCAAAUUAAUGUUGGUAGUCAAACCGAAUAUAUUGUAUUAUUUUGGUUAGAUCUUUCCUGUUUGAUUAUAUUCUGUUCAGAAUUUAUAUUAAAUGUAUGGGCAUCAACUGUAUUACCACAAUAUUCAGGUCCAUAUGGAAUAUAUUGGAUGUUAAUAAAUCCAUUAUAUAUUAUUGAUAUGCUUGUUAUUGGUGUAACAAUUGCUGAUGUUGCAAUGGAUUGUGUUUGGUUACCAUUGGCUGCCGGUUUACGUGGUUUUCGUAUGAUUUGGUUUCUACAGAAUCGUUUUGUUAUGAUUCGUUUAUUAUGGAAAGCAAUUUGGUCGGAAAGAUUUCAGCUAAUGGUUUCGAUUUAUUAUUGUGCAGUAUGGGUUUUUUCAUUCGGUUUUCUUAUGUAUUUUAUUGAACAACCUUUUAAUGAUUAUUUUAAUACGGUUGCUAAUUCUGUUUGGUGGGCUGUUGUUACAUUUACUACUGUUGGUUAUGGUAAUGCUGCACCAAUAACAACUGCAGGCAAAAUUGUAACAGCAUUUGCAAUGAUACUUGGUGUUUGGUUAUUUGGUCUUCCGACAGGUAUUGUUGGUGCAGCAUUAGCAUUAAAAUGUGAAGAAGAAUGUAGUAUGGCUGGAACAUUACGACAGAAUUUCGGUGCUGCAAUGGUACAAAAUGCAUGGCGAGUAUAUCGAAUAUGUAAAGAAGAACAACGACGACAAGAAGAUGAUCCACCAUUAUUAGUUCGUAUAUCAUCAAUUAAUCAUUCAUUACAAUUUACCAGUCAACCAAAUGUACCAUCAUCUGAUAUGCAUGAAUAUUUUAAUCCGAUUGCAGUAAAAUUUGUAUUUCUAUUAAAACAUGCAUAUUAUAAAAGAAAAUUUAUUACAAGUGAAGAGAUAAAUGAUUCAAAAAAUUUUUAUGCAACUUAUAUGCAAACAAGUUGGCAACAGACAAAUAUGUUAUUGAAUAUACAUUCAAAAAUUGAUCAUCUUUGGGAUUCGAUGACUGAAGCUCGUCUACAGAUUGAAACAUUAAAACAACAAGAACAACAACCACCGCAACGACAACGACGAAGUAUAGCCAGUGAUCAUGAUGGCAAUGAUGAUGAUAAUCAACCUCCUCCUCCGCCUGGUGAUGAUGGUCAAUCCGGUGGUCAAAACGAUUUACCAUCAGAUCGACGAACCAGUGAAACAACGGUAAAAAGUAGUAAUCAUUCUGUUGUGGAUAAUAAAUUCACUGUUAAAGAUAGUCCAUUUUUAUUACUGAAACAAAAUGGAAUUCCAUUAAAACGAUUAUUACGAAGACAAAUUCAAUGUUGGAAUUGUCUUUAUCGAAAACAUUUAAAACGUAAUCAUCGUAAAAGUAUAGAAUUAGAUGAUGAUGAACAACAACAACAACAACAAGAAACUGAAACACCACAAUUAUUAUUAGAUCUUUCAACACCACGUUCAUCACAACAUGAUCUUUUAUUAUAA
This is a messenger RNA of Dermatophagoides pteronyssinus (European house dust mite), 1632 nucleotides long. Its product is annotated as potassium voltage-gated channel subfamily KQT member 1-like. Gene Ontology annotation, cellular component: membrane; voltage-gated potassium channel complex. The record is from RefSeq and is a predicted model, not a curated record. Gene Ontology annotation, molecular function: voltage-gated potassium channel activity. Lineage: Eukaryota; Metazoa; Arthropoda; Arachnida; Sarcoptiformes; Pyroglyphidae. Gene Ontology annotation, biological process: potassium ion transmembrane transport.